UUAUCAAGUACUUGUUGGAAAAUCUUAAAAGAGAAAUAUUGCAAGCUGAGAGGUCUUUACUCCAUGCAGCUGCUUCAUUCCCAAUGUAUGGCAGAGUACACUGUAUAACUGGGGCUUUGUGUCAAUUAAAUCAUAUGACAUUGACCAGUGAAUGGAAGGAAGUAGUGAGAAAACUUAUUCUGAUGUCCUACAAACUUUCUGCUGUAGUAUCUCCUGUAGUUCAGAGUUCAUCUCCAGAAGGUCUUAUUCCAAUGGAUACUGACUUGGAAACAUCAGAGAGAUUGCAGUCUAUUCUACUUGAGAUACAGCCAUGUGAUACAAAUGAUUACUUCACAGAAGCAAAAUUGUUAAAAGAAUAUUACGGACCAGACUGUGGUGAUGGGAGAGCUUCAAACGUUUGUACUGAAAUUAAAGGUAAAGAACAACAUACAAAUGAUGUCACAGCUCAAAUGGUGUUGGUAUGUUGCUGGCGAAGCAUGAAGGAGGUUUCAUUACUUCUAGGGAAGUUAUGUCAGCUUCUACCUGAACAGAUUCUUCCUAGUUGUUCAGAUGCACUGAUAACAGUGGAUCAG
Molecule: messenger RNA, 572 nt
Organism: Protobothrops mucrosquamatus (brown spotted pit viper)
Lineage: Eukaryota; Metazoa; Chordata; Lepidosauria; Squamata; Viperidae
Product: thyroid adenoma-associated protein homolog
Exons: 4
Biological process (GO): tRNA methylation
Cellular component (GO): cytosol
Source: RefSeq, a predicted model, not a curated record